CAUCUGUCAAACGCGCAUCUUUCGCGCCGCCGAAGGAGUAUACGCCCGCGGGUUGCAGUUGUUGCUGCAUAGUUCGCGCUAAUCCGCGCCCGUGUGUUGUUCGCGGUGUUCGCGUAGUAGUGCGCAGAGGAACGUGUCCGAAUAAUCGUCCCAGCUCGAGGGAGGCCGGAUACGCCGUCGUCGCGACAGGAAACGGAGGAAGCGCGACGCAGCUGCGUCGUCCUCGGAACUUAUCUCCCGCCUCCAGGAGGAAGAGGGAAGGAGAGGGAACUCUCUCCCGCCUUUUCUCGGCGAGUCCUUCCACCAGUGCGUCGUAGUGGUCGGCACGCGCGCGUCGCUUUCGUUGCCGCUCUCGUUCGGCGCGCGCGCGUCUAGGUCGCCGAUUCCAGGCAGCCGCGACGCGGCUGGUGGUUAUGUGCUCCGCGUCGUCAUCGUUGUCGCCGUCGAACGGGAGGAGGAUGGUCGUCGAGCCGCCGCGCGACCAUCGUCGUCAUCGCUCCGCGGCAAGAUAGAUCGGGGGCAGAGAAAGACUCCUUAACCGGACUGGUGCCAGCCCGGACCUCGUCGUCGUUUGCCGCUCGCGUCGUACUCCGUCUCGGAGUCGGCGAACUAUGCGAGUCACCGGGACUCCAAGUGUCAUUCACCGCUGACGUGCAUCCCGGUGCUGUAAGAUACGAGCUCCGCACUGACAUAUAUAUAUAUAUAUAUACAUAUAUAUACGUAUUAUAUAUAUAUAUACAUAUAUAUAUAUAUAUAUAUACACCCAUACCACGGGCGGCGGAAGUGUUUUGCUCGAUCCUCCUCGUCGCGCGCGCAGUCUGUAGCUCUACGGGGGCCUUUUUAGAUCGUCCCUCUCUCUCUCGCUCUCGCGGUGUGUCUCCCUCCCGCCUCCUGCGGCGCCGGCCUACCGAGGAAGGCGAUCCGCGGCUUCUCUUCUCGCUCCCCGAGCCGACUCGCUCUUGAACGUCGACCAACGUCCGAGCUCCCGUGUCCCGCCCUGGACACGCCAAUUCGUCCGAUUUGCCCGCCACAUGACGGGUUAUGUUUCCUACCUUCAUCGGGAUCCUAGACAUUCAAUCGUGGUGGAGUACCAGUAUAGCACAUUUUUGCUCAUUAUUUAGAGCUGCCUUUAAUCUUCUGGAUUUUGAUAUUGAGGAUUUAGAAGAAGCUUUAUUAACGGACGGAGGUACCGAAGGACGAUUGCUUCAGGAACUUAUAGUGAAGUUAUUGGAAGGUUGCUUGCCAAAUGACACCCGCAAUGAUAUCUCUACUUUUAAUUAUCAGAUGUUUCUACGUAGACUUUUUCGGAAAAAAUGUCAAGAAUACAAAUGCGAAAAUCCUUUCAAUACAGACGGAUUUGAGUUGUUACCGCUUCGUCAAAAAGUAGAAAUAUUACGGGCGCUCUGUGACUUCAGGCUAGACGCCGAAGACGUAGAGCAGUCUUUAAGUAACUUGGACUCGGAUAGCCUGCGAGUCGAACCUUUGGGACAUGAUCGUAAGAAUUCUGCCUAUUGGUACUUCUACGGCACUCGAUUGUACCGGGAGGACUACAUUGAUACUUCUAACAGUGCCUCACACAAGCAGAAAAGUAAGCCAAAGGACAAAAAGCGUAAAAAACGACGGAACAGAGUGGCGAAAGAGGAAGAGGAAGAGAAGGAGGAAGUUAGUUUAAUAGACGGCGAAAAUAAGGGACGAGAGAGCGUUUGGCAAGUUGUGUGUUUUACUCAACAGGAUUGGAGCAGACUAGUUGAAAAAUUUCGCGAUUCGGAACACGAUACCGAGCGCAAACUUUAUCGUACAUUAUCCGAAGACUUUAUGCCGGAAAUACCAAAAUUGUUUGACCUGAAGGAGAAGCAGCAGCGGCGUAAACUAUUACAACGUAAUAGUUCGCGAGUGCUUCGUAGUCAGGAGCCUACGACGCAGAUGGACGCAGACAUGGUCAGAUCCAAGAUUAAGACUAAGACGAACAAAGGAACUAAAAAGGGGACGCAACAAGGUUCAAAAUCCACUUAUAUUAAGGAAGAUACCACUCCGCCAUUACCGACACCGCCGAUUCAGAAGAAAGGACGGCAAACGAACAAUUCUUUGGCAUCAGCCGUUGGCCAAAUCGUAAUUCAUACUAGGGAUGAGGUAGAAGAUUUGGAGAAGAAGAAGGGUAUCAGUAAUCAUGGCGAUGGUAAUUACGUAUCUUGUAAUUACGGAUACAAAUACGGCUAUUCGUUCAGAAUCGAAGAGGAGGAACGUUGUGUCGGAAUGCACAAGGUUCUCGAAAGUAUUAAAGAUCAUGUGGAUGCCUGGCCAUUUAUUGAACCUGUGGAUGAAGAGUAUGCGCCGAGAUACUAUAGUGUCGUACGCAAGCAGGAUCUUAGUACUAUGGAAGAGAAACUGGAAGGUGGCUCAUACAAAAGUUUAAGUCAAUUUAAACACGAUUUUCGGCUUAUCGUUGAUAACUGUAGACAGUACAAUGGCUCAGAUAACGAAUAUACGGAUAUGGCGAUUAAUCUUAAGGAAGCUUUUGAUAAAGCCGUGAGCCGGUAUUUGGAGUCGGAGACGUCCAGCGACGAGGAUGCCGCAUCUCCUCGAUCAUUAGCCGGAACACCUACGUCUCCGUCGUAUCCUUCGCGUCAUUUAGCCUCUUCGAAUCAUAACGCACGUAAACGUUCAAAGAAAUCGACCAAAAAAUCUAAAUCGUAUAAACCCGAAAGUAGAACAAAGUCUAAAAAUAACGAAAAAGUGGAUGAAGAUGAAAAGAGGAGUAAAAGUAUUAAGGUUGCAAAGAAGAAGAGAGGGAAAAAGAAGGGCAAGAAAGCGAAAGAGGAAGAACUGGAUGUGGACGAGGAAGAACAGGAAGACCAAGAGAGCGAAGGUGCAAUAUCCGGGACUAGUAUUGUAGCGUCGAAAAGAAGAAAAAACGUCGAUGUAAAUAGUUUACUUAAAACCAAAAAGCUAUCUAAGGAAUCGGAAGAAUUGAAAACGUCUAAUAAGAAAGGGAGCAAGGAGCGACAUCAAUCGAAAAAAGAUUCGGAAAUUGUACGAUCUGCGAAGGAAACGAAAGAAAACAAAAAGCGGAAAGAAGACUUUGAGGAAGAUUAUGAAUCUCCGGUAAAAAGUAAAAGUAGAAAAAGAAAGAAAGAACUCGAAGAAACUGGAAUAUUGACAGAUAACGCUAAAAAGAGCAAAUUUAAAAAGAUUGAAAUAGAAGAAAACGACGUAGCAUUCGAGGAAGAUAAACAAUCUUCCUAUGUCAAAACGAAAAAGAAUCGUAAGAAAGAGAAGACGAAUUCAAAGACUGCAACAAAGGCUGAUGAAAAAUCCGAUAAGAUUCAUACAAAGCAAAAAGAUAAAAAAUCAAAACAAAAAAAGAAUGAGGAAUUAAAGAACGGAGAGUUAAAAAGACAAACAGAUUCCAAAGAUGUAGGAUUAGAAAAUACUUUAGACUCAAAACAUACUCACACCUCUAAGAAGCUCUCUACGUUAAUCGGUAAUAAAGACGUAGAUUCGCUUGAUAGUUUAAAGGAUAAGAUAAGCGAUAGAAGACGUGAGGAAAAAUUGAAAAACGAAAAGGAGAAGCAGAGAAAAUCGGUAAAGAGCAAUCCUCUCACAUAUUCAGUAAAAGUGCCUUCAAGUAAUAUUUUCCACGACUGUGACAAAGAUGGUGCAAAACGAUCAAAGUCGAAGAAAAGUACGAAGGAGGAUAAGACCGUGGAUACAGACACAAUUAAGAAAGAAUCUGAAAUCGGUGAAAAUAAGAAAGCUGUUCAUGCUAAACAUACCAAAGGAAGAGAGAAUUCUUCGAUUCAAGCAUUAAAUCAAGCAACAGAGAAAACACUUCACGAUAUCAACAAAUGGCUCGACGACGCGCCCAAACUCUGCGGAUUCUCCUCCGGCAAUGACUCUCCGGUACCUCACAUUCCACCAACCGAAUCCGGUCGAUCGGGAUCGAAGGCAGAGAUCGCUACGCGUAAGAGACCUAGCUCCAUGAAAAUAUUUGGUCCUCACGGACCGAGUCGGCCGAAGAAGAUACAGCGCACGAUCGAUCGUUUGCAACCUGGAAAGAGUAAGGGAAAUUUACUCUUGAAAAAACCGUUGAAUAAUCCUAGCACCAACACGAACGACACCGCGACAUAUUACGCCGCCAAUGAUAACGAUCAAUCGAGCAAGGAUCUUGACGAGGAACCGAAGCUCAGUUUAGGUACCGUGUUGAAGAACGUGGAUUCUAUACACUUGAUCUGCAAGAGUUUGGUAUCGUCGCCUAAUCUUUCCAACGAUGACGAGGAGGAGGAUCGCGCUCUUACUCCGUCUAACGUUAAAGAGGAGAAACCCGGCGUUAAGGGUACGAAGACGUCGAGCGCGACGGAAGAGAAGGAAACGACUGGAACCAAGAGUACGGAGGAAACGCAGAAACCAAAGUCCGCCACGCCGAAUUUGAGUGCCUGGUUCAAAGCCUUCGGGGCGCCAAAAUCAAAAAAGAAGGACGAAGAGGUAGAGGAGACCGCGCCGGCGAAGAAGGACGGGGAUCUCCAGGAAGUGUUCUGCGGUAGGCAACGACGGCUUAGCACCGGUGGCAGUAGUGUCAGUGAAUCGGUGUCCAGUUUCUCUCAGGAAUCGCCACCGGCGAUUCCGCGCGCGGCACGUUCUCCGCAAUGUCAGCCCGCGAUGACCCCGACCGAGCCGAUAAGAGGCGCGGGAUUUUACCAGGACGCCCUCUCGACCGGGAGCAGUCCUUACAACAGCCCUUAUUACGCGACGCCACCGAGAUACAGCGCGCAGUUGCCACCCACGCCGUCCCCGCAAAAUCCUCAUCCUCUGUCACCGGCCUAUCCGUCGUCCUACGAGCAGCAAUCGCCCGUCUAUCCUCAGGUGCACGCGCAGCCGCCUUAUCAGUCACCGUAUCAGAAGUCCUCGCCCCAGGAGAAUCCCAACGAAGCGUACUCGCAGAUGUCGCCGCAACGUUUUCCGCAACAGUUACCCGCCAACAAUCAGAACCAGUCUCCCGUCUAUCCGCAACACUCCCCGCAACCUAUGCAGCCGGUUUAUCCCCAGCCAUCUGCUCGCACGCCGCCGUCGAACUACUCGCAAUCCUCGCCGCAACAACAACCGCCUACGCCGAAUUAUUCGCAACCGUCUCCGCAGCAGAACGCGAUAGCUAAUUACUCUCAGCCCUCUCCUCAGGCGGUCGCCAAUUAUCCGCAAGCUUCUCCGCAGCAGCACUCGUCCUACUCGCAAUCCUCCCCGCAAACGCCGCCGAAUUAUUCGCAACCUUCCCCGCAGCAGCAGCAGCAACAGCAGCAGCACUCUCCGUACGCUCAAUCCUCUCCUCAACAACCCGCCGGAUACGGUCGUCUCUCCCCGCAGCCGCCACCAGCCAACUAUUCUCAAUCCUCGCCUCAACCACCCAGCGCUUACUCGCAGCCGUCUCCUCAGCCGCCGAAUUUCUCCCCUUCAUCGCCGCAAACACGCUCCUCCAACUACUCGCAGCCGUCACCUUCGCAACCGCUCAACUCCUCGUAUCCGACUCCUCCGCAACUCGAUCGAAGCUACCCGCAGUCAUCGCAUCAGCAGCAACAGAUGCAGACUUUUCCUCAGCACGCUUCGCCGCAGACACAAACAUCCCCGUUCUCCGAACCAUCGCCGCAGAACAGCCCCUACACGCAAACGUCCCCGCAAUCUCUGACCAAUUACUCGCAUCAGUCGUCGCCACAGCAGCCGCCACCGACGUACUCGCAUCCGCUGCAUUCGCCGCAGACGCCGCCAAACUACUCGCAGCUAUCGCCGCAACAGACCCCAGGGACAGCCACGGCGGCGAACUAUUCGCAACCAUCGCCGCAGCAACAGUCUCGUAAUUAUCCGCAGUCUUCGCCUCAACGGAAGACCACGUGCAACCCGGCGACACCGUCGCAACCUUCGCCCAAUUACUCGCAGCCUUCUCCGCAGCAACAACAGACGGCCAAUUAUCCUCAGCUUCAACCGAAAAGCUCGGACGAGUAUCCCGCGGCCGCGGCGCCGCCUGCGGCUGCGAGUUAUCCUCAGGAUUUCAAGCAAAAUCCCACGUACGUUCAGCAGUCGUCUACAAUAUCGUCAUCCGUAAGUGAAUCCGAUCAUCGGACGGAAUAUCUGAAGUCUAACGCUACCGAGAAACCGACGACUCAACAGAGCGAGACUCAACAGAGGAACUUCCCAGUUCAGUCGGAACCGUCGUUGAACCUAAACGCCGCGAAUCAUCAGAUCUACCAGUCGCCAGGUCAGUAUCCGCCAACGUAUCCGAACAGUUUCCCCAACGUCGAGCUUCAGAGGUCCGUCUCGAGACACAGCGGCGGCCAGCAACAGGCGCAACAGCAAUCGGCGCCGCAGGAGUCGCGGGACUUUAUGGAGAUCCAACCGCGCGGUGGCUACCUCGGCAAAACAGCGGCAUCCAGCAACAGCGGGGAGCAACUGCCCGCACCUUCGCCGAACCAGCUGCGGGCGUACCAGGAGAACCUAACGACGGCCCACGAGUCGCUUUACCCAGGUGGUUUCCAGUCCGGUUAUUCAUUAGCGCCACCGAAUUCGCGGCCGGUGUAUCCUAGUCCGCAUUAUUUUGAUGCCGGGUCCAAGUCCGCUGGAGGAGGCGGCGCAGGCGCGUCCGCCAGCCCCAGCAAUCCGCCUCCGAUGAAGAAACGCGCGUACGAGCCGCCGUCCACCGCUGGCGGCGGUGACGCGUCGUCCGGCUCGCGCGGUCUGUCGCAGGAGAGCGCGACGGCGCGUCCGAGUCAGGAACAGUUCUCCAGUUUCGACCCGAUGAUGGCUCUGCCUCAAACGGAGGUCUCCGUCAGCCAGUACGACGGCACGCCGACGUUCAUCGGCGGCCUGGCCGACUCCAUGGCGGCUAAUCCGGCGUACGCGAGACUCAGCCUCGGUCUCGUAGGCCGGACACCUACGUCGGAUCGUAAGGAGCAGCAGCAGCAGCAACAACAAUUACUGACCAUCCCACGACCGUCGCCUGCAACGAAACCGGAACACCUCGCGGCUUACGGUCGCGGUGCCGAGGUUGAACAACUCAAUCUGUUACAGAGUCUGGCGCAGAAGAACAGCCAGGGUAUCCUGGCGAUAUCUCGAGGACGUGGCGGCGAGGGCGACGCGCGAACCGCGUCUUCCGCGGCUACGAUGAUGCCGUCCAACGCGCCGCCGUCCAAGACGAAGAGAAGCCGGAAGAGCAAGCAUCCGCAGCAGCAGGAGCAGCAGAACGCGGCCGUCACAGCCGUCACGACGACGUCCACCGUCGUUGCGGCUGAUCAACAGCAAGCGGCCGGUAUAGCCGCUUUCCCGCAGUACGCCGCCGCCGAGUCAAUCGGCGCCCUGAAGACAGCAGCCGGGGUCGCGGUACCCGCUGGCAGUGCCUUCAACUUCGCCGCUUCCACCAGCGGCCCGACCCCGGCGCCGCCGUUCGCCUACGACAAGGACGCGGCGGCCGCGUUCGCCUUCCUCACGGAUGAGUUUCGCAAUCCUACCAGCUAUUACAACAUGGCGCUUAGGCAGCAGCAGCAGCAGCAACAGCAACAGCAGCAGCAGCCGCCCUCGGUGGUGCCGCCUACGGUGACGAACGCCUCGGGUCAACCGACCGCCUGCAACAAGUUGGGUAAUCAGCCGCCGAGGAACUAUCCGCCGCCUCAUCCGUUCCUGCAUUCGGCCGCGGCUGCUGCGGCCGCGGCUCAGAGAUCCUACGUCUCCCCGGUCUCCGCCUACAUGACUCCGCACUCCAACCUGACGAUGGAUCAAACUGCCUAUCAGCAGUACCUCCAUUCGCUCUACGCUCUUCAGCCACCUCCGCCGCAUCAUCACAGACCAUCCUGGCUUUAGCCGCUGAGAUCCUUGGAAGAUCGAUUCGUGAUGAUGACAAAUUGAACUUUCCCGAUCAGAUGGACCUCGGAAUCGCGGCGUAUCGAGAGGAGUAAGCGUUUAGGACGGAUUGUCUUGAUUGUCGCGCGAUACUGAAUGUUAAUUGAAAGUCUCUUUGGCGAGCACGCGAGAGAGCGGUGUAGCCCCUUUGUUUGUAUUCUUUUUUUAUUUUAUUUUAUUUAUACAAGGGACAUCCUCCUCGCGACUUGUCUUUUUUAUUGUUUUUUACGCAACUGACCGUGCGAGAGCUCUUUACGGAAGCUAGAUAAGUAAUGCCCUUUGUAGAUUUCUUUAACUGCAGCUUCCUUUUUUACAAAUGACCGACUCAUUCGAAUGUACCUUUGACAUUUUUACACCGUUCGUCCGAAAUGGAGGAAGUCUAGCUUCUAUACAGUAUAAAAAAAUAAUCUGUACAUAAAGGGACAAGUCUACUUUCGAUAUAGGAAUUUUUGAUAGUUUUCUAAAAAAUAUGAGACCGACAGGUUUAAUUAAGCUCUAAUUAAGUCAAAGUCGCUUACGUCGAGAGUAUGUCGAUCACACGUCUAUCAAAAGUUCCUCCGUGCAAAAUGUCGGGUAAAAUAUAUUUGUCAAUAACAAGAAUAAUAUACAGGGUGUCCCAGACCUGGUGGAAACGUUUUUAAUGUGAUUCAUGGUAUUAUUUGGAGAUGAUUUUUCCAUAGGGUUCUAAACUUUGGAAAAAAUUAAUUAUCGCUUUAAAUAACCAACUAAUUAAAAAUUAAAGAACGAGCUUCAAAAUAUGGGAAUACAUCCUUUAAAUGGUCGUCAGUUUGAUAAUAAAAAAUAUUGAAAAACGACGUUUCAAUAUCUAACAUAAUGAUUCGUACACUGGGUCCUAAAAUCUGGAAAAAAUAAUUAUCGCCUUAAAUGACUGCAACUAAUUAAAAAAUGAAAGA
Nylanderia fulva is the source of this 8789-nucleotide messenger RNA. Lineage: Eukaryota; Metazoa; Arthropoda; Insecta; Hymenoptera; Formicidae. The record is from RefSeq and is a predicted model, not a curated record.